AGACAGCACCGUGCUCUGGGCCCCUGCCUACUCAUCGGCUCAGGAAUGGAGAAGGGAUACAGCACAGUCACCUUCGACGGGACUCCCAGCUACGGCCACACGCCCUCGCACCACGCCGCGCAGUUUCCUAACCACUCCUUCAAGCACGAGGACCCCAUGGGCCAGCAGGGCUCGCUGGGCGAGCAGCAGUACUCCGUGCCGCCCCCAGUCUACGGCUGCCACACCCCCACCGACAGCUGCACGGGCAGCCAGGCCCUGCUGCUGAGGACGCCCUACAGCAGUGACAACUUGUACCAGAUGACUUCCCAACUUGAAUGCAUGACCUGGAAUCAGAUGAACUUAGGAGCCACAUUGAAGGGAGUUGCUGCUGGGAGCUCCAGCUCAGUGAAAUGGACAGAAGGGCAGAGCAACCACGGCACGGGAUAUGAAAGUGAUAACCACACAACACCCAUCCUCUGUGGCGCCCAAUACAGAAUACACACCCAUGGCGUCUUCAGGGGCAUUCAGGAUGUGCGGCGCGUGCCUGGAGUAGCCCCGACUCUUGUCCGGUCAGCAUCUGAGACUAGUGAGAAACGGCCCUUCAUGUGUGCUUACCCGGGCUGCAAUAAGAGAUAUUUUAAGCUGUCCCACUUACAGAUGCACAGCCGGAAGCACACUGGUGAGAAACCAUACCAGUGUGACUUCAAGGACUGUGAGCGAAGGUUUUCUCGUUCAGACCAGCUCAAAAGACACCAAAGGAGACACACAGGUGUGAAACCAUUCCAGUGUAAAACUUGUCAGCGAAAGUUCUCCCGGUCCGACCAUCUGAAGACCCACACCAGGACUCAUACAGGUGAAAAGCCCUUCAGCUGUCGGUGGCCCAGUUGUCAGAAAAAGUUUGCCCGAUCAGACGAAUUAGUCCGCCAUCACAACAUGCACCAGAGAAACAUGACCAAACUCCAGCUGGCGCUUUGAGGGGUCCAACCCAGGGGACAAUUCUAUGUCCCAAGGCAACACAGCAUGUGAACUGCUUUCGAACCUGACUUUAAAAUUCCUCCUCACUCACCUCUUAAAGAAGGAAAUGGCGGCCGAUUGUCUUCAUCCAGCUUCCAAGACAAGAUGCCUGUGCUACUGGAUUCUGCCGGGUUUGCCCGGAGAAGCUGGGCUAUGCGUUGCCAACUCAUAGUUGACUCACAAGGCCCUGGAGAAGUGGCUAACAACAUCCGGUUAGUUAAAGCCCAUCACCAUUUGGUCUGGCUUUUCCAGUGUAAGAAGAACCAUUGUUGAUGAUGUUCCCCCACCCUCUCCUCCUUUUAUGCUCAUUUUCACUGGGAAUGGAGUCAUUGUACCAUUUUCCAUCAUAGAAUAUUUAUAGGCCAGGGCAUGUGUAUGUGUCUGCUAAUGUAAACUUUGUCAUGGUUUCCAUUUACUAAUAGCAAUAGCAAGAAAUAAAUCAAAGAGCCAGGCCCUGGGGGUGAGCCCCUUCAGACAUUCCGGAGGUUAGGCUGGCUGCUAACCUGGAAGGCAGGAUGGAGCACUACCAGGCAACUUUUAAAACUCAUGCGUUUCAAGCAGCUGAAAAAAGAAUCAGAACUAACCAGUACCUCUAUAGAGAAAUCUAAAAGAAUCUUACCGUUCAGUUAAUUUUCAGUUAAUUCAAUGUUAACAUUAGCACAAUGCUCUUAAGAAACUGUGCUUGAAGACCUGAGAUUUUGGUUUCGUGUUUAUUUUUGACUUUUUUGAGUUGUAAUCAUAUGCAUCUUCAGAAAUGUACGUAUCUCCUCACACAAAGGAAGUGGAAUUCAUUUUUAUCAUUCGGGGUGUCCUUAGAGUGUACAGACCACGCUGGUUAUGUGGCUUCAAGUUGUAAAAAUUAGAGUAACUCUAAAAGAGAUAGGGGCUGGUCCAGGAUCUCCACUGAUAAGACUGUUCUUGAGUAACUUAAAUAACUUUGGUUCUAGAGGCUACGUGAAAAAAAUGAGACUUAGUGUGAGGAAAUCCAUUGUUUAAAGGUAAUCGGCUACGUGUGUGUGUGCCUGUAUGCGUGUGUGUGUCUUAAGGGAGGGAGUUUAUUAUUUACUGUUGCUUGAAAUUAUUGUGUAAAUAUAUGUAUCUGACGAUGAUUUGCUCUUUGACAACUAAAGUUAGGAAAUGUAUAAAUGUUAGCUGCAUCACUGUCUUGGUGUUGAUCUUACAAGGUAUCGAUGAUAACACUAAAAAUGUAACCUGCAUUUUUCACUUCGCUCUCAAUUAAAGUCUGUUCAAAAGGAAA
Pteropus alecto (black flying fox) is the source of this 2251-nucleotide messenger RNA. It is a transcript of the gene WT1, whose product is annotated as Wilms tumor 1. NCBI's taxonomy places the organism in Eukaryota, Metazoa, Chordata, Mammalia, Chiroptera, Pteropodidae. The transcript is spliced from 10 exons. Bases 46 to 954 code for a protein of 302 amino acids. The record is from RefSeq and is a predicted model, not a curated record. Gene Ontology annotation, molecular function: RNA polymerase II cis-regulatory region sequence-specific DNA binding; DNA-binding transcription factor activity, RNA polymerase II-specific. Gene Ontology annotation, cellular component: nucleus. Gene Ontology annotation, biological process: regulation of transcription by RNA polymerase II.